Molecule: messenger RNA, 1430 nt
Organism: Morus notabilis
Lineage: Eukaryota; Viridiplantae; Streptophyta; Magnoliopsida; Rosales; Moraceae
Product: probable serine/threonine-protein kinase PBL11
Exons: 7
Coding region: 1-1350 (449 amino acids)
Biological process (GO): protein phosphorylation
Molecular function (GO): ATP binding; protein kinase activity
Source: RefSeq, a predicted model, not a curated record
AUGGGAAAUUGCUGUUUGAAGAAACAAAUUAAAGAGCCCAACCAACCAGUCACCGUGGUUCACCUUUCAACUGGAGGCAGAGUAGUAAGAGUACUUUCUCAGCGCAGCAUAACUCGUACCACGUCUCCAAACGGGAUACGUAUUAGAAGCAAAAAGGUUAUUUCAAAUGCAGGUGCGGCAAAGCGCGAUGAUGAUAAAAGACAUGACAACCCAUUAAGUUUAACAACUAGAAAUGACACACUUGAGAAAGUACACAAGAAGGAUAAAGAAGAAUCAAGGCCUCGUGCUCACUCCAAGAUCCGCUGCUUUUGCUACGCUGUUCUAAAAGACGCAACCAACAAUUUCAGCAGAAAAAACCUCAUUGGGGAAGGCGGUUUUGGCGAUGUUUACAAAGGGUACGUCACUCAUUGCACCAUGAGCGCUGCGAAACCAAACGAGGGAUUCCCAAUUGCCAUCAAAAGGCUCAUACAACGCCGACCACAGGGCUGUGAAGCUUGGAAGACUGAAGUGAGGAUUUUGAGCCAAUUAAAUCAUCCCAACAUAGUGAAGCUGAUAGGGUGUUGCAGAGAAGGUAGCCAUAGAAUGUUGGUAUAUGAGUACAUGGAUGAAGGGAGCCUAGACAAUUGUCUGUUCAGAGAAAACCGAAAAGAGCUAAAUUGGGGCAGAAGAAUCAGAAUAGCAGUUGGGGCAGCCAGAGGUUUAGCUUAUCUUCACACUAACGAGACGCCGAUUAUUCACCGCGAUAUCAAGGCCUCCAACUUCCUGCUGGACUCUAAAUUCCGCGUGAAGAUUUCGGAUUUUGGCCUGGCAAAAUAUGGACCAGAGGAUGAUGAUGAUCAUAUUAGCACAAGGGUUAUUGGUACUAAAGGCUAUUUUGCUCCAGAGUACUUUAAAACAGGGCAUUUGACAGUGAAGGCAGAUGUAUACAGCUUCGGAGUGGUACUUUUAGAGAUCUUAUCCGGUUCUUGUGUGGACAAGAGAUGUCCAAAAGGGGUGAGGGGAAAUCUUGUGGAGCGAGCAAAGCCCCUACUCUGCAGGGGCAACGUAGAACUGCGCUGCGUCAUGGACGACAAACUCGGGAAGAACGUCCCCAUGGAAGAAGCUCGCAAGUUUGCCGAACUCACCUACCGAUGCCUCAGUGAAGAUCCGAACAGAAGACCAACAAUGGACGAAGUGCUGACUAGUUUAGAGCAAUUACAACAAAUUGUUGGUGGCGACAAUAAUCAUCACGACUCCCUCAGUUUUGUUGGAUUUAGUGCUUGCCCUCCUCCCUUUUCUAAAAAGGCCUCAAGAAAAAAAUGCAUGCAAGUAAAGAUGCAGAGAGAUGAUGUCUUAACAGAGCAUGGAUAAGAUGGUUGUGAUGUAAUGUAACCAAAUGCUUUCUGAUCAAUUCAACGACCAACUUGCAAGUUAAGGUCUCUAUCUUCAUU